AUGAAGGCAGGUUGCUUAAAGGAGCACUCUAAGCAACAUACCCACUACAUGUUAUUGUAUUGAUUAUAUUGACCCGAGUGCCAUGGCACCACGCCCAGUUUAGGAUCAGUUUAAUAUAUCCUACUUCUUGGUGUCCAGAGAUUGCCUCCAUCUCCUCCGUCCUGGACACAGCAUUAAUGCUCCCUCAUAGUUUUUAUAGCUUCCUUAUAGCUUCCAACGCUCAUGAUUCCAUGGAUGAAAUAGAUAGGCUGAGAAUCAUGGGAGUUGUAGUUCAGCAACAUCUGGAUGGCCGGAGAUUGGGGAAGCCUUCUGUAGCGUUUCCUCACUCAGAACACUUGGAGGAUGUCUAAGGAAAUCCCAUCCAAUUGGGAUCAUGAUGGACAGACAAGUUGGAAUACAAAAAAAAGCCCUGAAGUGGUUUCUGUUGCCAUAGAAAUGUGGAGACAGUCUGCUACCCCACUAGAUACCAAGGAUUUACAUUCUGCAGAGUGUGGACUAUUGGUUUCCACUCCCCCAGUUUCUCCUUACUGACAGUAGUUAAGAUGAGUGUGUGGGUAUGUAUGUAUUUAGUGGGUGUGAGUGGCUACUUUGAACAUGUGUGUGUAUUAUUUAGUGGGUGUGAGUGGCUACUUUGAACAUGUGUCUGUAUUUAAUUAAAUGUGUAAGUAGCUAGUUAUGGUUCUGUGGAUAAUUAGAUGUUUGAACAGCUUGUUCAGACGGGACAGUCCUGAUUUUUGGUUCUUGUCCUGCCAUCCUAACUUUGUUCUCUGGUGACCCACUUUUGGGGACACCAGGGAACUAUCACAAACAAGCAUAGCUCGAGUACACCAUUAGAUGUUCUUGCACUUAUGCUCAGGGCAUUAAUACCAUGCGGAGAGCACUGAUGGCUCCCUACAUGGUGUGCCCUUGGUGGGACAGCCUAUUUUAUUAGCAGGCUGACCUGUCAUUUCAAGGGGUGGGACACUUUGGGUGGAGCCAAAAUUAUAUCACUGGCACGCUAUUUUACCCCUUCCAUUGCGUCCCGCUGCACAGGACGCCGACGUAAGUUGGUACAGUAAAGAAAAAAAGUAUUUCAUGCCCUGCUGAUUUUGACCUUUGCCAACUGACAAAGAAAUGAUCAGUCUAUAAUUUUAAUUGUAGGUGUAUUUUAACAGUGAGAGACAGAAUAACAAAAAAAAUUUUUUUAAAAAUCAGAAAAACACAUGUCAAAAAAGUUAUAAAUUGAUUUGCAUGUCAAUGAGUGAAAUAAGUAUUUGACCCCUUCCACUUAGUACUUAGUGGCAAAACCCUUGUUGGCAAUCACAGAGGUCAGAUGUUUCUUGUAUUUGGCUACCAGGUUUGCACACAUCUCAGAAGGGAUUUUGUCCCACUCCUCUUUGCAGAUCCUCUCCAAGUCAUUAAAGUUUCAAGGCUGAUGUUUGGCAACUCCAACCGUCAGCUCCCUCCACACAUUUUCCAUGGGAUUAAGGUCUGGAGACUGGCUAGGCCACUCCAGGACCUUAAUGUGCUUUUUCUUGAGCAAUUCCUUUGUUGCCUUGGCUGUGUGUUUUCGGUCAUUGUCAUGCUGGAAUACCCAUCCACGACCCAUUUUCAAUGCCCUGGCUGAGGGAAGGAGGUUCUCAUCCAAGAUUUGACGGUACAUGGCCCCGUCCAUCGUCCCUUUGAUGUGGUGCAGUUGUCCUGCCCCCUUAGCAGAAAAACACCCCCAAAGCAUAAUGUUUCCACCUCCAUGUUUGACGGUGGGGAUGGUGUUCUUGGGGUUAUAGGCAGCAUUCCCCCUCCCUCCUCCUUCAAACACGACGAGUUGAGUUGAUGCCAAAGAGCUUGAUUUUGGUCUCAUUUGACCACAACACUUUCACCCAGUUCUCCAGUUAAUCAUUCAGAUGUCCACUGGCAAACUUUAAACGGGCCUGUAUUGUUAUUAUUUUAUUAUUUAUAUAGCGCCAUCAAAUUACGUACAUGUGCUUUCUUAGCAGAGGGGCCAUGUGGGCAUUGCAGGUUUUCAGUCCUUUAUGGCAUAGUGUAUUCCCAAUUGUUUUCCUGGUGACUAUGGUCCCAGCUCCCUUGAGAUUAUUAACAAGAUCCUCCCUGGUAGUUCUGGGUGUUUCUUCCAUUUGCGAAUAAUCGCACCAAUUGUUGUCACCUUCUCACCAAGCUGCUUGGUGAUGGACUUGUUGCCCAUUCCAGCCUUGUGUAGGUCUACAAUCUUGUCCCUGACAUCCUUGGACAACUCUUUGGUCUUGGCCAUGGUGGAGAGUUUGGAAUCUGAUUGAUUGAUUGUUUCUACAGACAGGUAAAGAAGCUGAGAUUAGGAGCACUCCCUUUUAUAGAUUGAUCAUUUCUUUGUUAGUGGGCAAACGUUCAAAAUCAGCAGGGAAACAAAUACUUUUUUUCCCCUCACUUUAUGCUAGUUAUAUGUGUGAGAGUAUGGUUUAUUUAAUAUAUUUGUGUGUGAUAGUGAUGAAUAUCACUUUGCUUAAUUAAAUAUUACCAGGGUUAUUCAUUAAAGUGAGAAUUGUUAAAGUGAAUUUAGAAUGUAAGCCAAAAAUAGCAGUUGAAAUGCCCUUCAAAUUCACUUUGACGUCCCAACAAUUCCCACAUUAGUGAGUAACCCUGUGUGAGUCUAACCAUGUAUUUAUUUAAUGAACUUCUAACUUUUAUUGGCCCAUUAUGCAGAAGUUUCAUAUCCUUUAAAGGGCAUUUUACCCCCCAAAGUGAAUUUCCAGGUUGCCUGUGGUGUCCUUUGAUAUAUUUGCUUUCAGAUUCACAUUCUAAAUGUGUCUUGGAAUAACAGUUUAUUUCAAUAUGGAAAGCUAAUAGAUUUAUAUGGAAGGAACAGAAACUAAACUGCUACGUUAAACCAAUCAUUCAAAAGGGAAGUGCAACUUUUAGUUUGUAAAUAAAAAAAUCGGAGGUACUUUUUAGUGCUCUAAAUAUGACCUCUGGUGUAAAUGUGGGAGAGAGACCAUGUUAGUCCUACUCUACAUGGGCUGGAAGGCACCUUAAAAACGCUUUUUAUGGAUUUGGAGCCCCCAAGAGGAUUCUUCUCUUAACUACAAAGCUGUGAUACUCUGCAUGCAGCUCCUGUAAUCAAUGUUAUUGUCUAUAUAGCUCGCUCAAAUAGAUGUAAUGUAAAAUAAAUGUCUCAAAUAAUUUAUCACACUGCCUGACAAUUAUUCUUUUGGUGUCUACUGCUUAUAUUUAGUAAAUACUGAAAUUACUCUUUUAGUUUAGUUGCUUCACUUGAUACUUUAUGGCAGAAUUAUACAAUUUAAACUCUGCAUUCAGAUAGAUGUGUUACAUUAUAUAUAAAAGCGAGUUAUAAUAGCUAUAUUUAAGUGCUGAGUUGCAAAAUGCUCAAGCAUGACAGAUCUGCUGUCUCAGGGCAAAGAUUGAAAGAAUCAGUCUUUGUGAGAGAUAUUAGUGGGUUCUGUGUAAAAGCUGUUUUGUGUUUUAGUAAAUACUUAAUUUAAUCUCACUGAAAACCAAAUUGCAAAUUGGCAACUAAUGUUGGGGAGUUGUUGCAAGCAAAGCGGCCUAGGAUCUUCAGAAGAUUGCGCAUCCAGAAAUAAAACUUGAAUUAGAUAGAAUGGGGUACCGUAUGUCAUUUAAACUUUUUAAAAGUCACUUCUUGACUUGGAUGGUGGGUGUGCAGAGAUUAGUUAUUUUUAAUGGACACUCUAAUCACCAAAACAACUUUAGCUUAAAAAAACAGUUUUGGAGUUAAAUGAUUUUGCUUGUGCAGCCCUAGCCACACCUUCCCUAGCUAUGACUCACACAGCCUUCAUGACCCAUUGUACAGCGCUACGGAAUGUGAUGGCGCUAUAUAAAUAAUAAAAUAAUAAUAAUAAUGAAAAAAGGGUUUUAUUUCUACAACACUUUACUGUUACUUUAGAUGGUCUUAUCGCCUGCUGUGUUACUUGAACUUUACAAUAACACUAUAGCGUUAGGAAUACAAACAUGUAUUGUUAAAGCUAUAUUGUCCUGAAACCUACCUACGUGCCCUCCUCCCAUGUGAGCAUUUAAAAGGUGAGUACCCUUCUGCACUGUUUCCCAUACUGCCGCUCCACCUCUUUGGCUGCGAUCAUCAUUGAUGAUGAUCCCAGCCAAUCCAAUAUUUAGCCAUUGGGAAGCAUUUGGAAGCUAGCGCGCAUGCACGGCAAAACACCACACUGCACCAAUCGAAUUAUGUUCUAGGAGCAGCAUUUGAUUUAUAACUGAGUUUUAUUCUGGCAAUGUAAACAUGAUCAACACACCAUAACCACUUAAUUAAGCUAAAGAUGUUUUGGAGUUUAAAAUAUUCUUUUAAGAACCACUUUACAAUCUUCAGAUAACAAUGGUAGUAAUCUGUAUUCUGGCAGCAGAGUCAGAAUCAAAGAUUAUCCAAUGAAAUAAUGGUUGGAUGAGCGAUAAGGUUGCUCAAAACAAGUUUAUGGUAUGUUCAAUCUCAGAAACUGUGGACCAGCGUUGAUGUCUUUUCAAACGGUGCAAACUGAUGUUAAAUAUAUAAGAGACAUAAUAUAAUCCAAACACAGUUACUCAUAUGACAUCCAAUGCCAGUCACAUGAGUGUCAAGGGGGUCCAGCAGUGCAAUUGAAAGAGUGACUUUUCCCCCCACUUUUUUAGAUGAAGAUGAAAGUAUUGAUACCCUUGCAUUUUUAUAAACUAAUUCACUAUUCACUCAUUUGAGUUUGCCCUCCAACAGAAUUUGUCAAAAAUGGAUGUUGAUAAUCCACAGUACUUUUGGGGGUAUGGCCUUUGGACAGAUGAAACUAACAUGAGCUUUUUGUCAAAUCACAACAGCUCCAUAUUUAUAGAAAGAAAGUAAAAAAGCACCAUCGCUACCAUGAAACAUGGAGGAAGCUCAGUGAUGUUUUGGGGGUAGCUUUGAAGCCUCUGGUUCUGGCUUCUUAGAAUCUGUGCAGCGCACAAAAAAAAUCAGAAGACUAUCAAGGCAUUCAGAAGCAAAAUGUACUGCGCAGUGUCAGAAAGCUGCAUCUUAGUCACGGGUUCUCUAGCAGGAUAAUCAACUGAAACAUACCUCAAAAGCACCCAAGAAAACAUUGUACCUAUCCGAACUGGCCUUCUACGAGUCCAGAUCUCACAACAUCUGUGGAAAGAGCUGAAACUCGCAGGUGGGAAAAGGCAGCCAUCAUACCUGAUAGAACUAGAGCAGUUUGUUCAAGUGGGCUAAAAUUCCAAUCAAAAAGUUUACGAAUAUUAAUCGGAGCAACAGAAAGCCCAAGAUUGCAGUUAUUGUCUCCAAAGAUGUGGAAAAGACUAUUAGGCAAAUAAUAUUAAUAUUUUGUCUGUGCCACUCUUAUUUGACAUAUUGUUUAAAUGGUUAACCACCAUGAUCACUUAUACUUUUAGAAGUGGACAUGUAUGUACUGAAUUUCUACUUGAAACACUUACACAGUAAUCUAAGGUUCUAUUCCUGGCUGCCUAAUGUGAAUUCUGUGCAAAAAUUAUACCUGUCAUCAGCAUGCACUGGUGACAGGGGUAAACAGCUUCCACCCAAGCGCACCUACAAGAGAAAGCUUCAAAGUCCCCUCCCUCAGUCCUGCACUCACUCCCCGCCUCCCUCCAUCUAGAACAGUAGAAACAAAUAUAUUAAAUUAAAAGAUUCCAGGUAAGGAAUCCACUCCAGCUCUCCCAGUGUGUAUCUCUCUUUGUUUGUGUGUGUGUGUAUGAGAUUGUCAGUGUGUGUCUGUCAUUGAGUAUCUGUCAGUUGGUGUGUGUCUGUCAGAGUGUGUCUGAGUGAUUGUGUGUGUCUGUCAGUGUGUCAAAUCAGUGUGUGUGUGUCUGAGUAAUUGUGUAUGUCUGUCGGAGUUUGUAAAAUCAGUGAGUGUGUCUGUCAUUGUAUGUCAGUGUACCUGAGAGUGUGUGCCUGUUGGUGAGUGGGUGUGUCAGUGUGUCUCUGCCAGUGUGUUUUGGUUAAACAGGUGUGUGUGUUACUGUAUCUUUCAGUCAGUAUAUGUCAGUGCAUGCAUCAGUGAGGGAGUGUCUGUCAGCCAAAGUGCCUGUUGGUCUUUACUAGGAAGAGGUGCAGUCUUGACAGGAAAGGACGUGGCAAAUUUAAAUUUGGGGUAUGCUCGAGUUUCAUCAUGCCUAGGGAAGCACAAAUCGAAAAUACACCACUGCAAAAACAUAUUGUUUUAAUGAAUCUAAUUAAAGGGACACUUGGGAGCCCUGAACCACUUUAGCUUGCUGAGUGUGUUUUUUUCAUAUUGCAAACAAAGUGUAGAUUUCAAUAGAAAUUGGCACUUUUAUAAAUUAGAAAACAAUAUAUAGGCACUAAAUAUGCCCAAAAAGUGAAAAUCAUUACUUAUCUAAAAAAUACAGUGUGACAGCCUCCCAGGUCACUACCCAGAGAAAAUGACCUUUACACAGCAAGAGUACAAAACAACCAAAGAGAUUGGUAUACGGCUGUAAAUCUAGAACAAAAAACAUACAAAGUGUAAUACAAUUUAAAAAAACAAACAAAUUGUGUUAAUGAAAUGCACUCACAAGGUUACGUGAAAAUAGCGCUCUAUGGUGCCUCCCCCGAUAGUAGUGGGGGGCUAAGUGAUCCCUUCUGUUGUUUCACCGAUGGACACACAAUGCAGGACUCCAGUGAUGGUAAAGAACAGCAGCUUUAUUUGUAGGAAGAAAACUUCACCCAGCUCAACAUAGAGAAAUAAAAAGAUAUUUACCUCCAGAAUUUAAUGUUUGGCUGCAGGGAUGGGGUCUUUGCACCACUUAAGUAAGAUGACAGUUUAGUUAUGCUGGUAAGAAUUAACCUUUAACCCCUUAAGGACAAAUGACAUUUGUGACAUGUCAUGAUUCCCUUUUAUUCCAGAAGUUUGGUCCUUAAGGGGUUAAUAAUGUAGAACCCAUUUUCUUUUGGUGCUUGCCAAAAUGUUGGUUGUAGCGGGAAAAGGGAUUAUUAUUAUUAUUAUUUUAUUAUUUAUAUAGCGCCAUCAGAUUCCGUGACACUGUACAAUGGGAUGGCUUACAAAGGCUGCAGACAAGAUAUCUGCAGCUUUUACAAGCUGUUUUUAGAUAUCCUCCCCCCACCCCCCCAAUGCAUACAUUUUUCAUUAAGUGUAUAUCAACCAAAUAGUGCUUUAAAAAUACAUGGGGAAUGGAGUGUUCCUUUAAAAAUGGCUGCUUUAAAAAAAUCUCAACUCUUACCAAGAGAGACCCUAUCUCACUAGUUACCAGUACAUUCAAUUAGACUAUUUAUUCUGGGUGUCAACAUUGUACUUUGGAGGGAGGGAAGGAGGAAUUAAUAAUAAUAAAAUAAAUUUAAAUUGCCGGAAAUGUCUCUCUUUAUUUACAUUCCCCCAUGGCGCUGCUGCCGGAAGUGUCCCGCUGAAGCCGUCCCCUGGAUGUCGCGGCGCAGGGCUAUUGGUUCCGGUGUAGGGUGACACGUGGCUUGCUGAGCUGGGUGGAGAUAGGGGGGAGAGGGGUGGAGGAGUCCGGUUAUGGCAGGGUCCGAGAGGAGAACUGAGAGCGGUAAAUACUGCUUUAAUUAAUCUCUGAGCUGAGGAUUACAUGGGAUGCUGGAGGAGGCACUCACUGAGUGUGAGUGGAGGACAGUUAGGGAUGGGUUGAUACCUGGGUGUGGGUAGGUGAAUGGGUUUCUCAGUGUGAGUGGAGGAUUUGUAUGGCUUGAUGAGAGUGGGGUGGGUGUCUGAGCUGGUAAUGGAUUAAAUUGAUUAUUGAGGGCACAUUAGAAAGAUUGUGAGUGGCCAGUAAAUGGCAAGCUGAGAGUUUGUGAGUGGCUAGUAAAUGGCAAGCUGAGAGUUUGUGAGUGGCUAGUAAAUGGCAAGCUGAGAGUUUGUGAGUGGGUAGUAAAUGGCAAGCUGAGAGUUUGUGAGUGGGUAGUUGAUAAGUUGAAAGUAUGUGAGUGGACAGUGGGUUGAAAGCUGAGAGUUGUGUGAGUUGGUAAUGCAUACCAAGCUGAGAGUUGUGUUAGUUGGUAGUGGAUGGUAAGCAUAGAGUUGUUAGUGGAUACCAAGCUAAGAGUUGUGUGAUUUGGUAGUGUAUGCCAAACUCAGUGAAUGGUAAGCUGAGAGUUGUGUGAGUUGGUAGUGGAUACCAAGCUGAGAGUUGUGAGUUGGUAGUGGAUGCCACGCUGAGAGUUAGUGCAUGGUAAGCUGAGAGUUGUGGGAGUUGCUAGGGAAUACCAAGCUGAGAGUUGUGAGUUGGUAGUGGAUGCCAAACUCAGUUAGUGAAUGGUAAGCUGAGAGUUGUGUGAUUUGGUAAUUGAUACCAAGAUGAGAGUUCUGUUAGUAGUGGAUACCAAGCUGGAAGUUAGUGAAUGGUAAGCUGAGAGUUGUGUGAUUUGGUAGUGGAUGCCAAACUCAGUUAGUGAAUGGUAAGCUGAGAGUUGUGUGAUUUGGUAAUUGAUACCAAGAUGAGAGUUCUGUUAGUAGUGGAUACCAAGCUGGAAGUUAGUGAAUGGUAAGCUGAGAGUUGUGUGAUUUGGUAGUGGAUGCCAAACUCAGUUAGUGAAUGGUAAGCUGAGAGUUGUGUGAUUUGGUAAUUGAUACCAAGCUGGAAGUUAGUGAAUGGUAAGCUGAGAGUUGUGUGAGUUGGUAGUGGACUCCAAACUCAGUGUGUGAGUGGGCAGGUGAUAUCUGGGAGUGGGAUGGAGGCUAGUCUCCUUGAUUACAUAUUUGUUCUGUUCCAUUCAGUGAAGAGGACUCAUUGAAAGCCAGUAAGGGUCAAGGAGAGGCUAAGGAGGUGUGAAGGGAUAUAACGGAGUCUCAGUGCAGUAAGUAAGGGUGGAGCAAUGUGAUGAUUGCUAGGUAGAGUACAGUAAGUGGCAGUGGACAGGGGAGGGUAAGGUUGGUGGGCAGGCUUAGGGUGGCAGUGUCUGUGUGCAGGAGAGAUGGCCAGGUAAGAUUGUGGGGGGCUGGGGAGGCUGGUUAGAACUUCUUAAUGAAUGUUAGGGGUGUAAAGUCAUGGAAAGACCAGCUCAUAUACUUGGGUCAGAGAGCCCCUAUUAUAUAACAUAUUCACAGCUAUCUUAUUGCAAAUAUUGCCCUGAUACUAAGAAUACAAGAGGUUUUAGGAUGAUUUAAAUCACAGGGGCCCAGUCAGGUCAUGAGACAAUGAUUGCCAGGUCAGUAGGUGUUAUGAGAACAGAUACAAUACAGUUAGACCUUAUAAAUAACAUUUAUUGUUUUGAUGUUUCUCCUGACACAAGUUUGCAUGCUUUUAUGAAUUCUUUGAAUGUAACAAUAGUUACCACCCCUGCAAUAAAAAUUUGUAUAUGAAUAUACAGCUAAAGCAAGAUCCUAUCUGUUGGCUUUAGAGCUGAUGUGGAAAGAAAGCUUUUAUGAUUUGGGAGUGUGAGAAUGGGUGGGAAAUGUCUGCAGGUAGUGGAGAGGAUGAGAUCGGACAGAAGAAUUGAGAGGUUUGGCCGUCUGGCAGUAGUUUUAAAGGAAAACUGUCAUAAUUAUUUUUUAAUGGUAUUUGUAAUAAAAGUUUACAUGUAAAAUAGCCUGUGUGUGCAUUAUUUUGUAUUGCUUUCAUAUAAGUAAAUCCAUUUUAAUAUAUCGCCUGUGUUUAAUUCUUGUUUUCACAGAGGCACAACCUAUGUGCAGGUAAUAAAGAUGCAGUAUGCAUUAACAAACACAGAUAUUCUGCAUACGCUCAGAGUGUCUGUAAAAUAUACACAGGGAUGGUAACACACCUACACGUACGUUGUUUUAGCAGAUACGUGCUGCUUCUUACAAACAUGGUUAAACAGCGCAAAGAUAAGGCAGGGGAUUAAUUAAAGAGUUAAAUUAUAUAUUCAUUACAAAAUAAAUACAAAUCAAUAGAUAUUACUUGUAAUUCAAAAAAAAUAAACGAUUUUCCGUAAAAAUAAUAAACUAUGACAGUUUUCCUUUAAGAAGGGGUAAUGCAGGUUUGUUGGUUUUUGGAGAGGGCAUUUUAGAAAUUUUUUUGUGUGUUUGUACAGUGCUCCUGAUGUGGAUGCAGAUAUCUAAUAUUUAUACUAUGUGAUUGAAUUUAAAAAAAAAAACAACCAAAAAAAAAAACCACUUUAAACAUUUGUAGGUUGUAUCCACCCAUGUAUUUUUGUGUUUUUAUUUAAAAUUAAAAACAAUCCAUUGUGACUUUAAAUGGAUAUGUAUUGUAAUUAAAAGGCUAUUCUCUACCUAAUCUCUUAUAUAAUUAGAAUCUUACGAAAUGUGAACUUGACAUCUCUUACAUUGGCCUUUAUACUUUAGUGAUGGCUAGCCUUUGGUACUGCCGCUACUUUGGACAUCCUUUGGCAUGCCGGUGGUCAAGAGGUUUAGUCUGCAGCGUAGCUAGCUGAGCAUCAUAGGAAACAUAGUCCUUCCAUAGCUAAAGUAAAGAUACUGAUGUAUAGGGCUGAAAGGCAUUCUGUGAUACAGGCUGAGCUGUACCUCAUUAGCCAUAAUACACAUUACUGAACGUGCUUUUUGUUUUGUGUAUAGCAGUGAUAAUCAAAAGGUGGGUUUUCCAUUUUUGUCCACAAUGAGGUUUACAUUGUGAAAGUAGUGUGUGGCUUAUUUGUUUGGCAGGAGAGGGAGAGGUGUGUGGGUUUUUAUGGGCAAGGUGUUUCUCUGUGGGUAGAUGAGAAUGAAGAGAUUUGAAAUUGUGUCUAUUUCCCUUUUCUGGCCUAGAGCUUAAUUUUCUAGGUGCUAUUAAACAAGGCUCUCUUACUCACUUGCUGGGAUCUUACUUAGUAGAAUGGUGAUGCUAAACCUUAGUAUUAAUAUCUGUUUCUUUAGGAGAAUGUUUGAAAACUGGCACAUAUAUUAGAUGGAAGCUGUUUUAUUUUUAAAUUUAUUCUUAGGACGUAUUUUCUAACCUCAAAUAAUCACUCACAAUUCCACUACAACGAGAGGGGAAUGCCAUUUUACAUAUGGAACAUGGAUUUGUCUGCUGUUUCCCAACAAAUAUGUACAUUUUCCACAGUACACGUUCACUUUAACCAGAUGUGAAAAGAACGUUUGUAUACCAUUGCAUUUUUCACAUUCUGUCAUCUCGUAUCAGGCUCCCUAAGGGGAACUGUCACUUGAAUUCCAGGAGCCAGAAAGACACCUCUCCUAAAAUGUUGCUUAGUCUGCAGGCCCAUAUGGCUUGCCUUGUUUUAUACAUUAAAGCUGUACCCCUUCUCUUGCUGCAGAAACAAGAUCAGGAAGGCUUCUAACUUACGCCUCAAUGUAAUAUAUUUGACUAAACGUUUCAAUACGUUUUGUUUUUAUAUACUGUAUUUAAUUUUAAAUAUUUAAAUAGCACUAUAUCGUAUAUUAAAAUAUUUUUCAAAUUAUGAAAUCACUUGAAAAGCUAAUCAAAAAAUAUAAAUAUUAAACCAUUUGAAAAGUCUUAAUCUGUGCAUGACAUUUUAUUACCUUUAAUAAAAAAUACUAGUUUCAUAUGCACGAUCGGCUAGAAUCUACUCUAACGGCUUGAUGAAUAGUGUGGAAAUUUGAUUUGGCAAAUGCCAACAGUCUUUUCUGAUUGUUUGCACCCCGAUGCAUUGAGCGACCUGUAGUUAAAUUACAUGUAUCUUUAAUAUAAAGUCUUAUUUACAUUGCUGAGGCCAGAGAGACACUCUAUCUGCACCAGAUCCAUUACAUUAAACCUAAGUGGUUCUGGUGCUUAGUUUUCCGUUAACAUAAAUGCAUUGCUAACUGAUGCAUACAUUAAAAGCUUGUUUGAGUUAAUUCGUAAACACCUAAAAUUAUAGCAGGAUUAUGGCUCUGAAGAUACUCAGUGUCAAGGAUAUAAUUCAAAUGAGCUCUCAAAGGGGAUUUAAACUCUAAGAAUUAUAUUGAUUCAUGCAAUGCAGAAAGAUAAGGACUUGUUGACUUGGAGACUGAGAUAAGACGAAAACUUGACACAUAUUCUCAACAUUCACAACUACUGUUUACAAUAAAGGAAAAGUCUAAAAUUGAAAUACAACAAUGUAUGUUUUAUGUUCGUUUGUUCCUGCAUAUUUAGAUUUAAAGUUCCCCCCUCUAUUAUAUACAAUGCUGGCUGUAUCUUCUUAUUGCAACUGCUGCAUUGUAUACCAUUUUACCGUCUGUGAAUAAGAAAACAGAUUGACAAAAAAAAGCCCUCCCCACACACCCCACCCUAGAAAAUAAAGAGAAACCUUAUAUCCUUUACCGCACGGGUCUCAUCACAUCAGCCGCUCUGCCCCUUUCUAAGAUUAUCAUUACGAUGAUGUACGCCAAUCGAAUGGUUCUCAACAGAGAAGCGUUGAGGGGAGGACUCCUGCACAUGCGUGGCAAUCACCUUGUUGCACAAUUCAGAUGUAUUCUACUAAUGCAUUUAUAGGGAGCACAAGAGUACCAAGCGUCAGUCCUUCAAACAUUGCAGGACUGUGAGGAGGAAGCCCCUUUAAUGGCUGUAUGAGUGAAGCCACUUGAGGCAUCCUUACAGCUCAGUGUAAACACUCUCUUUUCACAGACAAAUUACUGCAGAAUCAGACUCUUAACACCAAAAUCUAUAGUGCCUUACGCUGGAACACUAAGCACUAUAACCACUACAGCCUGCCGAUUCUCUGCCAAAUUGUUUUUUGAGAGAUUUGACACAGAGGUCUCCAGGAGCUGUAGAACUCUUGCUGUCCAUAUCGCUAAUGUCACUUCUACCUUAGGAACAUCAAUUUCGUCCAAGUUUGGACAUCAUUCAUCGGCUGAACAUGUUGACGCCCUUACACAGUGAAUGCCAUCCAAUUAUUGAGAGAAGCGAUAUUUUUGAAGCUGGGUUGUAAGUGCCGCAUUAGCAAUAUGAAGAGCGAGAGUCCGGGUUAUGGGUCUCUUAAAGACCAUUUGACACACAAGUGGGGGAAGGCAAAGGAUAUACUGACAGCAUAACCACUACAGCGGUCUUACCUCAUUAGCUCUGCAAAAACUUUAAAUUAGACACUUCCAAACUAAAUGUUUUGCCUUUUUCUAAGUAAUAUUCUAAUAAAUCAUAUUUUUACAGAAAUUCCUGAACUUGUCUAUGGUACUAACCUAGCAAUGCUAGAGAAUUUACAAGGGAUUUUUUUCUGUUAAUUAUUUUGUUUUUCAAAUUUGCAAUUACUUUGUAACUUCCCUUCCCUCAAUAGUGAAUAAAAUUGCAUGUUACAUUGUUCCUUCCUGAUAAUAAUGUAGAUCCCAAUUCUUGCAGGAUGAUGUGGGGCAGACUAGUACCUUGGCUGUGCUUGGUAUGUCUGGGCCCUUGGCUCACUGCAGCAUGCCCCCCAGGCAGCCGUGCAUGUGAGAAUUCUACCUUCUCCUCUUUGGAUGCCUGGAUCUGCUCUCUGAUUGGUUCUCUGCUGGUGGGCUUCAGUGGCGUACUCCCCCUUCUGGUAAUUCCUAUUGAAGCAGGUGCAUCUCUGAAGUCUGAAGGUGAGAGCGUACAUCCCUUGCCUUUAUAUGUUUUAGAACAAAUGUUUUCACUGAGUACAAUAUAGAAACAAUAGUGAAGGCAGUUUUGCCAAGCCAAGCGCUAAAAUUAUCAAUAAGAAAAAACAACUGCUUGCUGCUCCUGUUAUGCUAUGAUGACGAUGGACUAUUUGUGUAUUACUAAUGAGAGCAAUCAUUCUUCUUAUAGGAGGCUCCAAAAGAUUGAAACAGCUGUUAAGCUUUGCCAUUGGUGGAUUACUGGGCGAUGUGUUUGUGCACCUUCUGCCGGAGGCUUGGGCGUACACAUGCAGUGCCACCACAGGUACUGUCCCCAGUAGGGAAGCCACAUGUACUAACUGCAUAUUUACUAUUAUCUGCCAGGGACAUCCCAGGCAGUUAUUGUAUGUAUAUUCACUAAAAGCUGCCUUGGGUGCAACAGUUACUCAUAUCACUGGCAGAGGUGCCACAGAUAUUCAUUGUAGUUACCGUAAAAUAAGAUUAUUCCUGAUACUUAUUUCAUGUAGCUGACCAUCUAAAUGUUGUUAAAUUGAUAGAAAUGCAAUUUGUUUUGUGUACAGUAAAUCACAUUGCAUGUGCUUCUCACAUUGCAAAUGCCCCCCGUCACUUGCAUAUACUGAAUGUCCCUGUCACGUGUGCAUAAGGAAUUAAUGUCUGCUAAUAUCAUAAAAUGUGAGUUUUAAUGUUUUUACAUUAUAUCUUAAAUUAUGCGUUUUAAUGUUUGAAAACAGUAAGCAUGGACAUAUAAAAAAAACACUGUCUAAUUAAGCUCAAAUUAAGCACCUAAAGUCUUAAUUACUUUUCUACCCUUUGCUCCCUCCACAUUCUAACACUACACAGCAGCUUUUGUAGUUCAAACUUCAUGGCUCCGUCCUUUCACAAUUUCAAAUAGCUUUAGGUUCCUGACAAAAUCAAAAGGGUAGCAAACCAUCUUUAUUUAUAUCAUGUUGUCGCACAAAGGGCAUGUGGAAAAUAAAUUGUAUUUCUAAUUCUAUGCUAAUAUUUCCUUCCAUGUCUUUAACCCCUUAAGGACCAAACUUCUGGAAUAAAAGGGAAUCAUGACAUGUCACACAUGGCAUGUGUCCUUAAGGGGUUAAUACUGCAAGUGUACCAAGAACAUUUAAUAAUUGGGUAAAUUUCUAUAUCUGUAUAUAAAAUUGCAGUUUUAUCCUACUUUUAUGUGCCAGACAUCCCAAGUUAAAAAAAAAAAGUACUUUGGCAGUGAAAAGGUUAAUUGCAACCUUUAAAUUUAAAGGACCACUCUAGUGCCAGGAAAACAUACUCGUUUCCCCCCACCCUCAGGGUCCCCCUCCCGUUGGGCUCUGGGGAGAGGAAAGGGGUUAAAACUUACCUUUCUCCAGCGCAGGGCAGGGAGCAUUUACAAUGCUUUCCUAUGGACGCUUACGUGUUCUCACUGUGAUUUUCACAGUGAGAAGCACGCAAGCGCCUCUAGCGGCUGUCAAUGAGACAGCCACUAGAGGAUUUGAGGGCUGGAUUAACCCAUUUAUAAACAUAGCAGCUUCUCUGAAACUGCUAUGUUUAUAAAAAAAAAAAGGGUUAACCCUAGCUGGACCUGGCACCCAGACCACUUCAUUAAGCUGGAGUGGUCUGGGUGCCUAGAGUGGUCCUUUAAUCCUGUUUCAGGAGAAAAUGCUCCUGGUUUUAAAAGAAGUUUCUAAAUGAAGCGGUAUUGAGAUUUGGCUUCAACCAUAAUGGGACAAUCAUAGUAAUUAAAGGUCACCAUAAUUUUACUUUUUUUUUCAUGUAAUGUAAAGAUAUGGCAUUUGAAAAAAAAUUAAGUGUAUGUAAAAGUACCUGAAAAUCUGGCUCCUCCUUUCACAGAACACCAGAUCCCUCUGCCGUAUUCAUACGCCUUCGGUUGCUUAUACUAUGCAUCACCCGAUGGGCAUGUGGGAGGGGGGGACUUUAUCUCCACUAGUUAUUUCUCAGAACCCAGCACUAUGGGACCUGAGAAAUAACUGCAGCAAUGGCUGCCCUUACAUUAGUUUUAGUAUUUAAUAGACAUGCCCUUACCUGUUGGCCGGCAGAUGGGGUAUAAAGAGGUAAAAUAUUAAUAUAAUAUUAUAGGUUAAUUUUCAACAUGAGUCUUAUUUGUGUGAAUAGCUUACUUAAUGUUGCAGACUUAAUGCAACUGUAUAUCAGGUGUGGCUUUGAUUGGUAAAUCUAUUGUGGCUCUGUAGUUACCACUGUACAUAAUUCAUUUUCUAACACAUUUACCCCAUUGUUUAAUCUUUUAUUAUCGAGGCUUAAAAUUUACACUUGGCACUAGCUGUUGGCAAGUAAAUAUUUAGCACUGGCAGGUAGAAAUUUACCCCUGGUGAAUGUGCCAUGGACCCUCCAGGCUUGGCUAGUAGUGUAGGACUAAUGAAAGAUUACUCCAGGCACCAUAACAACUUCAUUUGAAUACAGUAGGUAUGGUGCUGGAAGGUCCCUGAAGCCGGCUAACCUUCAGGGGUUCAACAAUGAACCCAAAAGUAUUUUGUCCUGCGCUGGUCAGCACUGCCCCUCCACAUACAUUGGAGUGCGAGGCUUUUUGUAUCAAGCCAGCAGCAGCUCCCCAUUCACAAAAUGGCUUGAGAAAACCGUAUGCUUUGUAAAUGGGGAGCUACUGAUAAACUAAGAAUGUCAGGUGGUGCUCUCAAGCUGCCUGUGGUGCCUAGUCCGAGAUUUUCUGUUUCAAGCUUUGGAUUCAAACUGAUGUGGAGCGGGCAGAGAAGACCGGUUGUUUAUGGUUUAAACCCUAAGGUAAACUGGCACCAUAACUUCUUUCCCAUGAAGUUGUUAUGGUGCCUGGAGUGUUCCUUUAAAAUUUUGAAGGUCAAACUGCUGGAGACCAGGGGACACAGGUGAUUUUCAAACCAUUUAAAAAACAGUUUACCCCUGUCACCAUAACCACUAGAAUAUUCUAGUUAUGGUGCUGAUACUGUACUUUUAAUGACGAUUUAAAAGGAAGAUUACAUUUAAAAAAGGUAGUGUUAUUGCAGGAAUCAUAGUUGGCUUUAAACAGAGUUAUUCACUAAAGUGUGAAUUGUCUGGCUUUUAAAGUGAAUUUAAAUUUUUAUGCCUAAAUAGUCAAACCGUAAACAGCUCACAUGGAGAAGACUGGGAUUGUUCUAUGCAGUGGUGAUUGUGCGAUGACUCGCACAUGAUUAUUGUCUGGAAAUGGAGCUGGUCUGUUUGCCACUUGCACUCCUUCCCUACUAGGACACCUUAGUAACUAAAAUAAAAUUGUUCGCUCUUAGCCCUUGGCGGUCCCAACGUUUUCUAAUGCUCAGCAUUCUGUGGAUAUUAUAUCCUGCUUAAUAAGUUUACUUAGUGCAUGUUCAUUUAACUAAAUAUUUGAUGGAUUGGUAGAGGUCUUGUGUAUACAUGUCUGCGUGUAACAAGUCCAGGCACAAAGCAGGGUGUAUUAUAUGUUACUGCAGGGGAUAUCUCAGAUCCAGCUGUGUGAAAGUGUUUUGUCUUCUUGUAGGCAGUUCCCAGUCUCUGCAGCAGCAGAAGCUCCUGGGGCUUUGGGUCAUCAUUGGCUUUCUUACUUUCCUAAUUCUGGAGAAGACCUUUUCCGAUGAGGAAUCCGAGCAGCAGCCGCAGCUGGGCACCAAUCCCAAACCAGUGAGUGAGUCACAUGGAACGGACUUUGUAAGGGAAAAGGGAACGUUAUUGCAUAGUAAUGUGCUUACAUAAGGAAAGAAUGCGCUCUGACUCUGUGUAGCUUGGCCCCACAAUAUCCUGCAUACUGUAUAUAGUGUGUGCACAGCCAGCUCUGAGCUCACAUCACAUUCAGUGUUCUAUCACGGAACUUCACAGUUUAACAGGGCAUCGUCUGUCUCACAUCCCCUGAUUCUGCCCCCUUUCCUGUGUUUUUUUUGUAGGACAUAGUGAAACUUUUGUGAGCUUGCUUAACCCUCAAACGCCCACGAAACUGCAUUAAAGAAAUGUUGCAGGUUUUAACCCAAUCACUGCCAGAUCACUGCUUUACACAUAGUUGCGUCUACUUCAUGGCUGCUAUAUCAGUGCUUGAUACUUAGUUAUGCUCGUAUUAACCCUGUGAUUGCCAGAUAUCUGCUUAUACUUGCCUACAAGUCUAUUAACCCUUUAAAUACAAGAUCCCUAUUUCACUUAUCACAUGGUCAUCUUAUCAUUGUGGUUACAAGAUGAAGGUUACCAAUUCUCUGACUGCUGCAUCACAGCUUUAGAAGUUUUGGAGUAAUGUUUUGAUUACCAGACCACCGCUGUAUAUCUAUUGUCCCUAUUUUAAUGCAUGUUCACUACUUCAUGAGUAUCCAUGAUGUAUAUGUGUUAAGAUUGUAAUCCCGGCCUCGUCACUGUCGGUGGUGUAUCCUGGUUUUGUUCUGUACUAAGUCCUGUCUGUGAGUGGCCUUACCAAGACAGCCAGACUUCACAUGCAGGACAUUAGAAAAACACAUUCCAUGCAUUGAUAUGACCUUGUUAAAAGGGACUCUUGAUACUCCUCGCAAGGAGAGAGGAGAUGGGAUUGUUUAACAGUUCCACUAUGGAAAUAGACAGAAUUAUUGUGGGUUGUGAUUCACUGCAGCUUUUAGGAAUAUAUAAAGCACAACGUGUAUGUUCCAACAAUCCAGUAGUCUAAAAUGAUAUUGUCUCAUUAUUUCAAGUACCGAUUUGCAGAAUUUGAGCCACAAUAGGGAAGUUGUAGAAGACCUACAUUUCAGCCACGCUGUUUUCUGCUGAACUCGUGGAUUAGAGCAUGUUUAUGUAGCCCCUCUCAUCGAGUCUGCAGUUGUAUUAGACACUUGACGUCAGUUUACUCUGGUGCCAUAGCGUUGUUUCUGAUCUCUUUGUUUUCUGUGUAUUGAUAGUCAGAUAAGAGGGGUAUACAUUCCUUUGCGAGCUCAAGGAUAUGUAUAUGAAUAGAAAUAAUGUAUUUGUUGACUGUAUGUUAUUGUUUACAAUCAUACCAUGUUCAGUGAAAGCUGCACUUAUAUACAUAUAUGGUUAUGUUACGUUAUUUUUAGUGAAAUGCAUUGUGACUGUGGAACAGUGCCGGUUGGCUGCCUGGAAACAUCUAGUACAACAGAAAUAGUAUCAUGUUCAAAACUGCAACAAACCAGAGUUUGAUUUAGGGACCCUCCAAGCACCAUAACAAUCUAUGCUUCCUGUAUAAAGAAUGGCACAGGGACAUUUACUUUCAUUCUGUUCAAGGACCACUAUAGGCACCCAGACCACUUCAGCUCAAUGAAGUGGUCUGGUUGUCAGGUCCCUCUAGUUUUAGCCCUGCAGCUGAAAACAUAGCAGUUUCAGUGAGGGUUAAUCCAGCCUCUAGUGGCUGUCUCACUGGCAGCCACUAGAGGCCCCUUCCGCGAUUCUCACUGUGAAAAACACAGUAAGAAGACGCUGACGUCCAUAGGAAAGCAUUGAGUAAUGCUUUCAUAUGGGCUGUUUGAAUGCGCGCGCGUAUGCGUAUUCGGAAAUGACGUCAGCAGGGGGUGUAGAGUUCCCAGCACAGAGGGAGCCUGGCGCUGGAGAAAGGUAACUGGCUGAAGGGGUUUUAACCCAUUCAGCCCAGCGGGUGGGGGAGCCUGAGGAUGGGGGCCUAACAACCCUAUAAUGCCAGAAAAACAAGUUUGUUUUCCUGGCACUAUAGUGCUCCUUUAAGGCAAAACUGUCAUAUUUCCUUUCCUUUCAAUUUCCUUUCCUUAUGCCCCCUGUAUCUUACAGGAACACAACAAGCUCUAGAUCCACUACAAUUUAAUGUAGGGGUUCUGGGGCAAAGAGAAUCUCUGUGUAUGCUCAGCAAUGUUAACACUGCCUUUUCUGCCUAAUUGGCUGUCACUCAAACAGCCACUAAGGUGCUUCCUGAGUAAGUCCUUCAAUCCUUGCAAUCCAACGUUUGGAGUCUUCACGCUGUCCAUAGGGAUGCCAUGAGCCAAUACAUUUUUAGGAGGAUAUAUUGAUUGUGCAGUGCACUAGCCACCCUUCAAUGAUCCCCAGUGGGGAAGCAAUGGAUUGGCUGAGAUAAUUAAUUAUGAUAAUUUCAGCCAGAGGAGGAGCCGUGGCUUUAUUAAUUUAAAAGGCAUGACAUGCGUCAGCGUUAUUGUGGUGUUGUCUUUCCCCUGCUGUACUGCUGUUCAUUCCCAGCCAUGAAUAUUAAAUGAAGAAAUAGAGGUAUUUUGUUUGAACUCAUUUUGCACAGUUUGUCUGCUUUUAAUAUAGCUCCACUGAUUUUCAAAAAUCACUAAAUUUAUCAUUCACAGCUCCCUACUGGGGACUCAAAUUUAUCAUUCACAGCUCCCUACUGUCUGUAGAAUAUUUUUUUGUAUUGUUUUGGUAUUUUGUUUUUACAUUUUUUUCCCCCCUGUUUUAGUAAAACUGACACAAAGACCACACUUUAAAGACAGGGGGGAUAAAAUAUUGGGUUAAUGAGUAUAUAUACAUGUUCCUAUUUCAAAUUGUGUUUGUUAAUCCCUAAAAGCAAUAACUAUUGAAAUGUCCCAUUGAUGUGUGACGUAGUUCUGUGAAUAAAUGUGGUGCCAAACUGCCCCUCCUUCCUUCCUUUUCUUGUGAGUUCUUGUCUGUUUUUCUGGGACCAUCAUAAAGGGGGCAUUUUGUUCAUGACAUCUAGCAGUGCACAUACAUUCAUAUAGACGUGAUCUAAAAGCUCUGCAAAGCCGGCACACUCUUACAGGGUGGUGAAUUCUGAAUCUUGGUAUUUUAAGAACCUUACGUAGAAUGUUUGAUUACUGGGUUUGGUUGUCCUCCCUCCCCCUCCCAAAUUUAAAGGGAUACUACAACUUAAGUUUAAUGAAGCAGUUUUGGUGCAUAGAUAAUGCAGUCUCAGUCAGCUGGGGAGGCUGACCUUCAAAGGUUGGUUAACCAGAACUCCCUUAUUCCACUACCAGCUAUGAUUAUGGCAAAUGGAGUGGUGGAGGAUCAUGGGAAUUGUAGUUAUAUAAGCAUCUGAAGGGCAGAAGGUUCCAUAACCAUAUUUUACGAUGCUACCUUUUACAGUAAAAGGAAUGGCAGGCUCUGUGAUUUAAUGAAACAAUAGGAGGAUAAUAGUUUAAUUUCUCAGUCUUUUAAUAGUUUAAUUUCCCAAUAUUUAUUUACUGGGGACUCUGCAGAGAGUUUGCACUCUAACGUUAGCAAUCUGUUGUAGAACAAGACACCGGUGAAUCUGUUGAAUGGAAAACAUGACACGGUUAAAAAAAGGAACGAUGCAGAACGGAACAGCCACAUCAAAGUAAGUGUGUAUUACUGAAUGUUUUCUUUAAAAGGACCUUCUAUGCACCAAAACAAGUUUAGUUUAAUAAAAGAUUUUUGGUGUAUAGAUAAUGUCCCUUCAGACUCACUGCUUACUAUUCUGCAAUAUUAGAAAUCAUGAUCUAUACAAGCAAUGUGUUGGCAUUUACUUUACAUUGCUUUGUUGUUUCUUUAUUUUAUCUCUAUUAUUUCCUUAUAACUCUUUCUUCUCUCAUUCAUUGCAGGUCAGUGGCUAUCUUAACCUGUUGGCAAACACUAUUGAUAAUUUCACCCAUGGCAUGGCGGUAGCCGGCGGUUUCUUGGUCAGUAAAAAGGUAGGGGACGUUUAAACUUCCUUUGUGGUCACUUACGUUUCUACAUGUAUAGUGUCCUCUAAUUAAUGCAUCUUUCUACACGUUUGUGGUCUUAUGUACGUUCUCUUUCUGUGUGCGGUCUUUUGUAACACACACAUUUGUUAGUGUCAUGUAAUGUAUGUUUCUACAAGUGUGUAAUGCUUUGUAAGGCUCCUUUCUUUGUGUGUGCUGCUCUGUCAUGUUCCUUUCUUUGUGCGUGUUCCCCUGUAAGAGUCCUUUCUUUCUUUGUGUGUGUGUGUGUGUUCCCCUGUAAGAGUCCUUUCUUUCUUUGUGUGUGUAUGUGUGUGUUCCCCUGUAAGAGUCCUUUCUUUCUUUGUGUGUUCCCCUGUAAGAGUCCUUUCUUUCUUUGUGUGUGUGUGUUCCCCUGUAAGAGUCCUUUCUUUCUUUGUGUGUGUGUGUGUGUGUGUUCCCCUGUAAGACUCCUUUCUUUGUGUGUGUUCCCCUGUAAGACUCCUUUCUGUGUGUGUGUUCCCCUGUAAGACUCCUUUCUUUGUGUGUGUUCCCAUGUAAGACUUCUUUCUUUGUGUGUGUGUGUGUGUGUGUGUGUGUAUGAGGAGGUAAUUAAAUGAGACUCUCAAACAUCUGGAGGAGCAUGCUAUAUAUUUAGUAGGAACCUGAGUGGGCUGGAAGAGGGGUGAGUGGGUUCUGGGUGUGUGAAGUGAUGUCUGAAUGUUGGUGGGAGAUUAGAAAUGGAGAGAUUCAGUGUUGCUGGGUUCUGGGUGUGUGAAGUAAGGCCAGAAUGUUGGUGGGAGAUUAGAAAUGGAGAGAUUCAGUAUUGCUGGGUUCUGGGUGUGUGAAGUGAGGUCUGAAUGUUGGUGGGAGAUGAUGAAUGGAGAGAUUCAGUAUUGCUGGGUUCUGGGUGUGUGAAGUGAGGCCUGAAUGUUGGUGGGAGAUUAGAAAUGGAGAGAUUCAGUAUUGCUGGGUUCUGGGUGUGUGAAGUGAGGUCUGAAUGUUGGUGGGAGAUGAUGAAUGGAGAGAUUCAGUAUUGCUGGGUUCUGGGUGUGUGAAGUGAGGCCUGAAUGUUGGUGGGAGAUGAUGAAUGGAGAGAUUCAGUAUUGCUGGGUUCUGGGUGUGUGAAGUGAGGUCUGAAUGUUGGUGGGAGAUGAUGAAUGGAGAGAUUCAGUAUUGCUGGGUUCUGGGUGUGUGAAGUGAGGUCUGAAUGUUGGUGGGAGAUGAUGAAUGGAGAGAUUCAGUAUUGCUUUGUUCCAUAUGUGUGAAGUGAGGCCUAAGGAGCAGGGAUGGGGAUGAAACCGUUCUUAGGUAUUUACAGCCAGGAGGGGCAAAGUACAGAGAGAGGGGGUGGGUAGAGUAAACAUUUGUUGUAUACCAUUGAAAAUGCUCUUUUCUACCUGUGUGGCCCUGUCUAAUGUACAUAUCUACAUGUGUGGUCCCCUUCUAAUGCUUUCUACUUGUGCAUUGUCUAGGUGGGGGUCCUGACAACCAUCGCUAUUCUGUUACAUGAGAUUCCCCAUGAGGUAAGUGCAAUUUCUGCAAGUGGAUUAUAAAUGCUAUGUUUACGACUGGCAUCAUUCGCCUCAUCCAUUUAAUCUUCUACUCCGCCAUUAGGUCGGGGAUUUUGCCAUCCUGCUCCGUGCUGGGUUUGACCGUUGGAGUGCUGCUAAGAUGCAGUUGACAACCGCAAUGGGCGGAAUACUGGGAGCAGGCUUCGCCGUCUGUGCUCAGUCACCAAAGGGGACAGGUAAAGCCUUUGCAGUGGCCUUUGGAAAUUAGUGCAGGAGCGGAGAAUACUGAUAUACAAAGUCACAGCUCAACAAAUUACUGUGCUCCCUUAUUGUACUGGAAGGAUAGGGUUUAUUGACCUCUCACUAGUACACCAUUUCCCUUUAUAUAUUUGAAGGAUUUCAGUGAUAUUGCCAUGUUCCCCAUAGUGUAACAUGCUCUCAAAUAAAUCUGUAUCCGGGAAGUAGAAUAAUUGUAAGAAAAAAAGGACCAGUGAAGUCUCAUUGUAGCAGUUGUUAAUAUGCACCUGGAGAUUUCUACAUUCAGGGUGUCCUGAUAAUUUUGUGCUUUUGUCCCUCACAGGAGAAACCGUGGCUUGGAUUCUCCCCUUCACAUCUGGGGGGUUCCUGUACAUUGCAUUGGUGACCGUCCUGCCAGACCUUUUAGAGGAGAAGAAUGCACGGUAAGGGUUAAUGACACACUCCACUGGGACACCAUGGGUCUUAUUUACUAACUGGCAAGAAGGUGUGAAAUGAGAACUAGGCCGAAAUUUACAGCAAACAUUGUCCAACUAUGACUAAAACCCUAGAUGUAUGUUAGAAAUUCAUGUCAGUAAAACACUCUAUAAUAAUAAAUAAUGCACAUUUAAAAAAACUGUCUCUACUUUGCAGUGUAAAGUUAUGUUAAAAACUAAAUUGCUAGAUGUUGGUCUAAUUGGCCAGGAUGAAAACUAUGUAGGACGUAUUAGUUUAAAUGUCUGGCUAGAGAACCUUUACAUGUUUGGCUAAGAGGGCGGAUAUGAUAUACAAACACUUCUUUUAUAACCUGUUCAUUAAUAGCACAGUACAGAGGAUGAAAAGUACCGAGUAAAGUGGCUCUGUCGCUCCCCUCAAAAUCUUUAUGAAAUGCCUGUAAAGACUUUGUUGGAACUUCAAUUAUUCCUACAGAGUCAAAAGAUGAAAAGACAACAUAGGUUCUCCGUUGUCUCGUGGUAAACUAUCAAGUUGACAAAAGGCAGCGCUACUGCUGUCAUGUUUUUGAACUGUCACUAGCACGGUGGGAGGAAUAAGGCAUUGUCUUACUAAUUGCGAGACAAUAUCUAUUGUAUUCUCACACACGUGCAAGAGUACAACUCUGAGAUGGGAGACACCAUCAGUUAAGUAUAACUGACUUCCAUUGCACCCUAGGGCCACCACACACCAGUAAAAGAUGUCACGUCUGUUUUUUCCCCCCAAAAUGUACAAAGAUCCUAGAAAGUGACAGAGCCACUUAUAAGAAAUAAAAACAUAUUCCUAACAGAAUAGUGUUCCUCUCACCAUGCACAUUAUAGGGCCCCACAUAAAAAAAAGCUGUUAACAUGCCUUACAACGCGCGCUGCAAUGGUCUCUAUGCUGCAGGUCAAUUCUGAUGUUCUCAGCCAAUCCCAUUCUUCCCUGUAGAGAAGCAUUGGGAGGCUAGUGACUGUGCUGUGCCAAUCAAAUGCUCUCUGUGAGAGUCAUUUGAUUAAAUAGCCAAGUCUGACUCGGUUAUUCAGCAGAAGGACCCUCUAGUAGCUGUCAGGAAGACAUGUCCCUUUAAAGUGUGUUAAAGGGACAUGCAUCACUUUAGCUUUGAAUGACAGCUGCCUCGCUCUGCUUGCUGAAUGAAAUCAGAUAUAUAUGUUUGUUUUUAUAUAUGCCUGCUUCUUUCUUGCUUUAAACAACCACUACAGGGGGGACACUGGUCCCCCUAAUCUUUGUCCUAUUCUUAGGAAUGCUGGAAAAAGUGAUUGAGCAAGCUUGACAAAUUUACACAUGUUCAAUUGUAAGAUCACCAGCAACAUCCUAACAGGGGAAGAAGAGAGGGAGUCUGAUCAGUGUGAUCACGGAGAGCUGGCUCCGGUGUCUGUCUCUCCUAUUGCUACACAAUGAUCCCCUGUUUCUGUUUCUAGCUGAGAGGCGUGCUCAAUAAUGCAAUCUGACUAAGUUUAUAAACGUUUAUACUUUUCAAGGUUUUUCGUGGUUUAUAUUGGUUUCUAUAUUCAUAAUAAUAAUCAUAACAUUACCGUUCUCUGAUAAACAAAAUGUUUUAGAUUGUAGGGUUAAAACAACAGGGCCUCCUCACCCAAACCACUUAAUUUUUUUAUUUUUUAUUUUAAUUUUGCCAAUGAAGAUGUGGAAUUAGCUGUCUAAAGAAGUUGUUUUAUCAGAUUGUGCAAAUCUUUUUAAACAACGUCUAGAUAAUUAUUUGGAAAACCUGAAUAUUCAAGUAGUUAAUAUGUGAGGUAACCGAUUGUUGAUCCAAGGAGAAACCUGGCUGACAUUUUGUAGUAAGGAAAUUUUAUUUUCUAAUUUGUGGCACAAUUAGAAAUUGUUUCAAUUAUUUUAAUACAUAUGUGUAAAAGGUUGAACUUGAUAGAUUUGAGUCUUUUUUUUUGUCCUAUAUUUCUAUGAAACUCAUCUCAAAUCUGCAGAUAAAGCACUGGGUCUUUGAUGCAGGUUUUUUUUUUUUUUGAAUUGUUAAAAUAGCACCAUAAUGCUGGGCUGUACUCCCCAGUGCUCUUUUGCCCAUUCACUUCCUGAAAUCUAAGAUCUUUUCUAAAGGUCUUUGUACAACAGAGGAGUAAGUGUUCAUACAGAUACCUUGUAUAAUCAGUUCUUACUUUGUUCUUUUCCAGAAAUUCCGUGAUCCAGAUUUUCCUUAUAAGCUGCGGCAUUGCUGUGAUGACAGUGUUAUCAUUAAUCGUAGAAUGA
Pelobates cultripes (western spadefoot toad) is the source of this 25410-nucleotide messenger RNA. The record is from the annotation of a GenBank genome assembly. NCBI's taxonomy places the organism in Eukaryota, Metazoa, Chordata, Amphibia, Anura, Pelobatidae.